Messenger RNA from Cyprinodon variegatus (sheepshead minnow), 5053 nucleotides. RefSeq names its product receptor-type tyrosine-protein phosphatase mu-like. Gene Ontology annotation, molecular function: protein tyrosine phosphatase activity; protein binding. The annotation marks the transcript as partial. Gene Ontology annotation, biological process: protein dephosphorylation. Lineage: Eukaryota; Metazoa; Chordata; Actinopteri; Cyprinodontiformes; Cyprinodontidae. Gene Ontology annotation, cellular component: membrane. The record is from RefSeq and is a predicted model, not a curated record. The transcript has 37 exons.
CGGCCCAGCAGCUCAUGGAUCCCUGCAGGUUCGUCCUUCCUCUUCGUGAACACGUCCGGCCGCUACAGCGGUCAGCGUGCUCAGCUGCUGCUGCCGCCGCUCAGAGAGAACGACACACACUGCCUCAGCUUCCAGUUCUACCAGGUCGGGGGCCGAGAGGGGGCUGCGCCCGCUACGCUCAAUAUCUACAUCAAAGAGAACAACAGCCCUCUGGGAAUUCCUAUCAGUAACUCAUCUGGCCCCGCCUACCACAUCUGGAAAGGGGUGGAGCUUGCCGUGUCCAUUUUCUGGCCAAAUUCCUACCAGGUUGUGUUUGAGGCGGUCAGCACCGGUCAGAGGGGAGUCCUGGCCAUCAGAGACAUCACUCUGCAGGGACAUCAGUGCAUGAGCACGCCACAUCCUCUGCACAUCAAAGCCGUGGAGGUGAACGCGGGUCAGACGGCCACCUUUCAGUGCACGGUGAACGGGCAGCCGCAGGGGAACCCGCUGCUCUACCUGCAGGGCAUGGGAGGUCGGCUGGCCGUCGCUAAGGAAACCAAAGUGGUGAACUCCCGCCGCUAUGUGGCGGUCUUCGAUGUCAUGAACACCACCAAAGGGGAUACUGGACGCUACCGCUGCAUCGCCCAAUCCGAGCGCGGAGUGGGCGUGUCCUCCUACGCAGAACUGACGCUGAUCUCUGAACGGCUGAUCUGUGAACGGCUGAUCUCUGAACGGCUGAUCUCUGAACGGCUGAUCUCUGAACGGCUGCUCUGUGACCGGCUGAUCUUUGAACGGCUGAUCUUUGAACGGCUGAUCUCUGAACGGCUGCUCUUUGAACGGCUGAUCUCUGACCGGCUGCUCUUUGAACGGCUGUUCUCUGAACGGCUGAUCUUUGAACGGCUGAUCUUUGAACGGCUGCUCUCUGACCGGCUGAUCUUUGAACGGCUGAUCUUUGACCGGCUGAUCUUUGAACGGCUGAUCUCUGAACGGCUGAUCUCUGACCGGCUGAUCUCUGACCGGCUGAUCUCUGAACGGCUGUUCUCUGAACGGCUGAUCUUUGAACGGCUGAUCUCUGAACGGCUGAUCUCUGAACGGCUGAUCUCUGAACGGCUGUUCUCUGAACGGCUGAUCUUUGAACGGCUGAUCUUUGAACGGCUGCUCUCUGAACGGCUGAUCUCUGAACGGCUGCUCUUUGAACGGCUGAUCUCUGAACGGCUGAUCUCUGACCGGCUGAUCUCUGAACGGCUGAUCUCUGACCGGCUGAUCUUUGAACGGCUGAUCUUUGAACGGCUGCUCUCUGAACGGCUGCUCUCUGAACGGCUGCUCUCUGAACGGCUGAUCUCUGAACGGCUGAUCUCUGAACGGCUGAUCUCUGAAUGGCUGCUCUCUGAACGGCUGAUCUCUGAACGGCUGAUCUCUGAACGGCUGAUCUCUGAAUGGCUGCUCUCUGAACGGCUGAUCUCUGACCGGCUGAUCUCUGAACGGCUGAUCUCUGACCGGCUGAUCUUUGAACGGCUGAUCUCUGAAUGGCUGCUCUCUGAAUGGCUGCUCUCUGAAUGGCUGCUCUCUGAACGGCUGAUCUCUGACCGGCUGAUCUCUGACCGGCUGAUCUCUGAACGGCUGAUCUCUGACCGGCUGAUCUCUGACCGGCUGCUCUCUGAACGGCUGCUCUCUGAACGAACAGUGGAGUACCGCACCAUGUCCGGCAUGCUGAUCGACACCACGCCUGUGGAUAAGCCGGACCAUAAGAUCGGACACCUCGACCCAGACACAGAGUACGAGAUCAGCGUCCUGCUGACCCGGCCCCUGGACGGAGGGACGGGAAACCCCGGGCCGCCCCUCAGAGCCAAAACCAAGUGCGCAGACCCAAUGCACGGCCCGCGGCGGCUCCAGGUCAGCGACGUUCAGUCCAAACAGGUGACGGUUCGGUGGGAACCGUUUGGAUAUAAUGUAACGCGCUGCCACAGCUACAACCUGACGGUGCAGUACCGCUACCGACCUGCAGGCGCCACCAGCAGGGAGGAGCAGGUGAGGGAGGAGGUGGUGUACGACACCCUCAGCCCGCUGCCGCAGCACACCGUCCGUAACCUUCCACCGUACACCAACGUCAGCCUGAAACUGGUUCUGGGUAACCCAGAGGGAUGUAAGGAGAGCGCGGAGCUGCUGGUGCUGACGGAUGAGGACGUUCCUGGAGGCGUUCCGUUGGACUCCAUCCUUGGUCGCAGCUAUGAGCAGCAGAUUAGUCUGAGCUGGAGGGAACCUCUCAACACUUAUGGCCUGAUCCGGCAGUACGAGAUUUCCUACAAAGCUCUGAGCUCCUUUGACACGGAGUUUGAUCUGUCCAAUCAGAGCGGGAAGGUGUUCAAACCAGCCAAUGAGACCAGCCAUGUGUUUUCUGGCCUCUCACCUGGAUCCACCUACUCCUUCACAAUAAAAGCCUCAACCAUUAAAGGCUUCGGGCCCCCAGUCAUCACCCAGUUCACCACUAAGAUCUCAGCUCCUCUGAUGCCAGCCUACGAUCAGGAGUCGCCCCUGAACCAGACCGACUCCUCCGUCACGGUUCUGCUGAGGCCCGCCCAGAGCCGCGGCGCCCCCGUCAGUAAGUACCAGGUGGUGGUGGAGGAGGAGCGCCCCCGCAGGCUGAGGAGAGGAACAGCAGAGAUCCUUCGCUGCUAUCCGGUUCCCGUUCAUUUCCAGAACGCCUCGCUGCUCAACUCGCCGUAUUACUUCAGCGCCGAGCUGCCCAUGGCGGAGCUGAGGAGUCCUCUGCCCUUCUGUGUCGGUGAUAACAGGACCUACAGCGGUUACUGGAACGCUCCUCUGCUGCCUCACAAGAGUUACGGCAUCUACUACCAGGCUGUGAGCACGGCCAACGGGAACCAGCCUCUGCUUCAGCCUGUCUCUGUCUUUCUCACUUUCUCUGCACGCCUUCCUGGACCUCCAGCCGCCAUAAUCGCCACGCAGCUCACCACGCCGUACCUGGGCGUCGCCCCGGCGGCUGGCGACAAGCAGCUGACAGGAGCUGCGACCAGGAAACCAGAACCAGAGCAGGAGAAGGAGACGGAUCACACUGUGAAGAUUGCUGGAUCCAUCGCUGGCGUCCUGCUCUUCAUCAUCAUCUUCCUGGGAAGCAUCCUGCUGAUGAACAAAAGAAGAAGAAAUUAUCACUCCUACACUUACUACCUGAAGUUGGCCAAGAAGAGGAAGGAAACGUUGAGCUCCAGACAGGAAAUGACUCUGAUGGUGAACACCUCCCAACACACAACCGUGGUGGACACACACACUCUGAACGGCCACAACAUGUCAUCUCCUUCCUCUUUUACCCUUAAGACCAACACCAUCAGCACCUCUGCACCGAACUCCUACUACCCAGAUCCAUUCGUACCCACAGCCAUCCUCGUGCCCAUUAAUGACGACAGCAGCCACACUAUGACCAGUGAAACCAGCAGCCUGGUCCAGUCCCACUACAAGCAGCGGGAGGCGGAGCGGGAGGCGCUGCCGUACCAGACGGGCCAGCUGCAUCCGGCCAUCCGGGUGGCCGACCUCCUGCAGCACAUCACCCAGAUGAAAUGUGCUGAAGGUUACGGGUUCAAGGAGGAGUAUGAGCUUAACCAGAGCUUCUUUGAGGGCCAGUCUGCUCCAUGGGACUCAGCCAAGAAGGACGAGAACCGCAUGAAGAACCGAUACGGAAACAUCAUCGCCUACGAUCACUCCCGGGUUCGUCUGCAACCUCAGGAUGGAGACGGCGCCUCUGACUACAUCAAUGCCAACUACGUAGACGGUUACCACCGACCCAAUCACUACAUCGCCACUCAAGGGCCCAUGCAGGAGACGGUCUAUGACUUCUGGAGGAUGGUGUGGCAGGAGAACACGGCGGCCAUAGUGAUGGUUACCAACCUGGUGGAGGUGGGCCGGGUGAAGUGCUGUAAGUACUGGCCCGAUGACACCGAGAUCUACGGCGACAUGAAGGUGACGCUGAUCGAGACCCAGCUGCUGUCGGAGUACGUGAUCCGGACAUUCGCAGUGGAGAAGAGGGGCGUGGCCGAGAUCAGGGAGAUCCGUCAGUUCCACUUCACCGGCUGGCCCGACCACGGCGUCCCGCUUCACGCCACCGGACUCCUGGGCUUCAUCCGUUGUGUCAAGGCCAAGACUCCGCCCACCGCCGGCCCCACCGUGGUCCACUGCAGCGCGGGGGCGGGGCGGACGGGCUGCUUCAUCGUCAUCGACAUCAUGCUGGACAUGGCGGACAGAGAAGGCGUGGUCGACAUCUACAACUGUGUGAGAGAGCUGAGAGCGCGGCGGGUCAACAUGGUCCAAACGGAGGAGCAGUACGUCUUCAUACAUGACGCCAUCUUGGAGGCGUGUCUCUGCGGCAACACGGCCGUCCCAGCCAAUCAGCUGCGCUCCGUUUACUAUGAGAUGAACCGACUGGACCCCCAGACCAACUCCUGCCAGAUCAAAGAGGAGUUCAGGACCCUCAACAUGGUGACGCCCACCCUGCGUGUUGAGGACUGCAGCAUCGCCCUGUUGCCUAGAAACCACGAGAAGAACCGCUGCAUGGACGUCCUGCCGCCGGACCGCUGCCUGCCCUUCCUCAUCACCAUCGACGGAGAGAGCUCCAACUACAUCAACGCCGCGCUCAUGGACAGCUACAAGCAGCCGUCGGCCUUCAUCGUUACCCAGCAUCCUUUGCCCAACACGGUGAAGGACUUCUGGCGCCUGGUCCUGGACUACCACUGCACCUCCAUCGUGAUGCUGAACGACGUGGACCCUGCUCAGCUGUGUCCUCAGUACUGGCCAGAGAAUGGCCUUCACCGCCUCGGCUCCCUGCAGGUGGAGUUUGUUUCUGCUGACCUGGAGGAGGACGUCAUCAGCCGCAUCUUCAGGAUCUACAACACAGCCAGGCCGCAAGACGGGUUCCGCAUGGUGCAGCAGUUCCAGUUCCUGGGCUGGCCCAUGUACCGCGACACGCCCGUCUCCAAGCGCUCCUUCCUCAAACUGGUCCAUCAGGUGGACAAGUGGCAGGACGAGUACGACGGCGGCGAGGGACGCACCGUGGUCCACUGCCUGUAAG